Aspergillus chevalieri is the source of this 954-nucleotide messenger RNA. Its product is annotated as phytanoyl-CoA dioxygenase family protein. NCBI's taxonomy places the organism in Eukaryota, Fungi, Ascomycota, Eurotiomycetes, Eurotiales, Aspergillaceae. The transcript has a single exon. The record is from RefSeq and is a predicted model, not a curated record. The coding region runs from base 1 to 954 and encodes 317 amino acids.
AUGGCAUUAUCUCAAGACCAACUCACCUUCUUCAACGAAAAUGGCUACCUCGUCCUCCCAGACUACCUCUCCCCCACCGAAAUCACCUCCCUAAUCGCCGAAACAAACCACCUCCUCGAAACCUUCCCUCUAGAAUCCCACCCGCUCACACAAUUCACAACCGGCGACGACAGUGAUUCCCAAAAAGACCACGUCGGCGAUGACUACUUCCUAACCUCCGGAGACAAAGUACGCUUCUUCUUCGAGCCGGAUGCGUUCACCACAAAUCCCCAGAAACCGAACGACAAACCGACGCUGAACAAACCGAAACAUCUCGCGAUUAAUAAAAUCGGGCAUGCAUUGCACGCGUUGUCGCCGCCAUUUGAGAAAGUUUCCCUUUCAGAGAGGAAUGCGGCUAUCGCGAAGUCGCUGGGAUUUAUUGACCCCCGCGUCCUGCAGAGUAUGGUCAUUUGCAAACAGCCGUCGAUAGGCGGCGCUGUGCCCUCGCACCGGGACUCGGAGUUUUUGUACACGAGUCCCCCAUCUGCAGUCGGGUGGUGGUAUGCGCUACAAGACGCUGGUCCCGGGAACGGGACGCUGGGAAUGUACAAGGGUUCCCAUAAGGGGUCUAAGGGUGGUGCGAUUAAGAGGCGGUUUGUGAGGAGGUUUGGGGAGGGCGGUGUUACUGUCGGGACGGAGUUUGUGGAGAAUGAUGGGCCUAAGCUACCUAAGGGGAUGGAAGGUGAAUCUAAUGACGGAGAGGAAGGAGAGGGGGUGGUGGAAGUGUUGGAUAUCAAGGCUGGGUCGUUGGUGUUGAUUCAUGGGAAUGUGCUGCAUAAGAGUGAGAAGAAUACAAGUGGGCGGAGCCGGUUUGCGUAUACAUUUCAUGUUAUUGAGGGGGGUGAGGGGUGGGAGUAUGAUGGAAGGAAUUGGUUGCAGCCGACGGAAGGUGGGUUUUCCAAGCUUUAUCGCUGA